GGCGCGGGGGGCACGGGGGGCAGCACGGCCAGCAGCGGCUACUGCAGCCAGGAGGACUCCGACUCCGAGCCCGAGCUCUUCUACACCGCCCGCACCUCCCUCGGCCGCCGUCCACGCCGCCGCCAGGAUGAGCCCAGCGAGUGGGAGAAGACAGAGCUGGACCAGACGCAGGUGGAGCAGCGGAUCAAGGAGUACAACAGCCAGAUCAACAGCAACCUCUUCAUGAGCCUGAACAAGGACGGCUCCUACACUGGCUUCAUCAAGGUGCAGCUGAAGCUGGUGCGCCCAGUCUCGGUGCCGGCCACCAAGAGGGGCCCCGCCCUGCAGGCGGGGCGGCCGCACAGCCAGGGCGUGAAGCGCCGGACCUCCUUCUACCUGCCCAAGGGCACCGUGAAGCACCUGCACAUCCUGUCGCACACCCGUGCCAGCGAGGUCAUCGACGCCCUCCUCCGCAAGUUCACCGUUGUUGACAACCCCCGCAAAUUUGCCCUCUUCGAGAGGUCUGAGAAGGAUGAGCAAGUGUACCUGCGGAAGCUGGGUGACGAGGAGCAGCCCCUGCGGCUGCGGCUGCUGGCCGGCCCCAGCGAGAAGGUGCUGAGCUUCGUCCUGAAGGAGAACGAGACCGGGGAGGUGAACUGGGACGCCUUCACGCUGCCGGAGCUGCAGAACUUCCUGCGCAUCCUGCAGCGGGAGGAGGAGGAGCACGUGCGGCGGCUGCGGCACCGCUACGCCCGCUGCCGCCAGAAGAUGCAGGAGGCGCUGGCCACACGCACCCCGGGGUGACCACGACGGCCGCGCCCGAGGCCAGCCAGUGCACCGGGACUCUCGUCCGCCGGCGGGUGGGGGCACCGGGGAGGGGGGUGGAACGGGGCACCACGGACCCACCGGGCUGUCACAGCCCCCGUGGGGCCGGCCCAGAGAGUGGGAGUGCCUGGGGGGAGCGAGUGUCACCCGGGAGUGGGUGAACCCAGGGGAGCGAGUGUCACCUGGGGGAUUGGAUGUCCCCAGGGGAGUGGGUGUCCAGAGGGGAGCGAGUGUCACCUGGGAGUGUGUGUCCCCAGAGGAGUGGGUGUCCUGAGGGGAGCGAGUGUCCCCUGGGGGAUUGGAUGUCCCCAGGGGAGUGGUGUCACCCGGGAGUGUGUGUCCCCAGAGGAGUGGGUGUCCUGAGGGGAGCGUGUCCCCUGGGGAUUUGAGUGUCCCCUGGGGAUUUGAGUGUCCUGAAGGGAGUGAGUGUCACCUGGGAGUGUGUGUCCCCAAAAGAGUGGAUGUUCUGGAGGGAGCAAAUGUCCCUCUGGGAGUGGGUAUCCCCAGGGGAGUGGGUGUCCAGGGGGAGUGAGUAUCACCUAAGAGUGUGUGUCUCCAGGGGAGUGGGUGUCCUGGGGGAAGAGUGUCCCUGGAUGAGUGAUUGUCCCUGUGGGGGAAGCAGGGCAUCGAGCACCAAUAAAGACAUCUUGGUGA
Corapipo altera (White-ruffed manakin) is the source of this 1458-nucleotide messenger RNA. RefSeq names its product Ras association domain family member 1 (gene RASSF1). NCBI's taxonomy places the organism in Eukaryota, Metazoa, Chordata, Aves, Passeriformes, Pipridae. The record is from RefSeq and is a predicted model, not a curated record. The transcript has 5 exons. The annotation marks the transcript as partial. Gene Ontology annotation, cellular component: microtubule cytoskeleton; nucleus. Gene Ontology annotation, biological process: Ras protein signal transduction.